UCUCAUUUCUGUGCCUCAUGUUGAAGGCUAUCCAGACAUAGUGUAGGAGCCUGGUGAUUCAAAGAGAUUUUCCCCAUCACUCCCGCAUAGUCAUGGACAGUCUUCUUAUGAAACAAAAGAAAUUCCUCUACAACUUCAAGAACUUGCGCUGGGCCAAAGGCCGUCAUGAAACAUACCUUUGCUAUGUGGUGAAACGGCGAAACAGCGCCACAUCCUGCUCCCUGGAUUUUGGAUAUCUGCGCAAUAAGUCAGGUUGCCAUGUUGAAGUUCUCUUCCUGCGUUACAUUUCUACCUGGGAUCUGGAUCCAAGGCAUUGCUAUCGGAUCACUUGGUUUACCUCGUGGAGCCCCUGUUACGACUGUGCCCGCCAUGUGGCUGAUUUCUUAAGCGCCUAUCCUAACUUGACCCUGCGCAUCUUUGCUGCCCGCCUAUACUUCUGUGAGGAACGCAAUGCUGAGCCGGAAGGGCUGAGACGUCUGCACCGCGCAGGAGCUCAGAUUGCCAUCAUGACCUUCAAAGAUUAUUUUUACUGCUGGAACACCUUUGUAGAGAAUCGCAACAAAACUUUCAAAGCUUGGGAAGGGCUUCACGAAAACUCUGUACGCCUUGCCAGAAAACUUCGUCGCAUCCUUUUGCCACUUUAUGAGGUAGAUGAUCUGCGAGAUGCCUUCCGAAUUCUUGGACUUUAAGGUUCUAAGAUGAUGGGUCAUGGGGAAGAGAAGUGUCAUGCCAGCAACAUGAUAGGAAAAAUAGUCCCGAGGUCUUCAGCUUUUAGCCUCCUCUUUCCUUUACGACUGCCAUUGAGUGUUUGUAAGUCUGCAUGUCAGAAAAGAUGGGGAUGAUUCUCUGAGACUACUUUUUUUUUGCACAUUGGUGCUCUGUGUGUGUGCAUGUGUGUGUGUGUGUUUUAUUAGAAGCCAGAACAACAGCUGAGUAUUGAGUAACAUCAUUGAUGAAAAUUUCAAAAUCUUAGAUAUUAAUGGCAUAUAUGUUCAGCCUUUAAAGAAAAUACUAAUUUUCUGUGGCACAGGAGGUUACAUUUGAAUCUUAAUAACCAGGAUGCGUCACAGUGAGCAGCCCACAAAACCACUGAUGCUUCUUGUUGCACUAAGUGGAGAUCUACUGACUACGGAUAUGCUUGAAAACCAUAAUGUGGCCAUUUAUCCCACAGCAGGACUGCUGGCUAGGUAUUGGCUUUCUGUUCCGAUAUGUAAUAAUUUCAUUUUACUACAUUUCUAUACUGGAUCUAUAUUAUGAGCAAGUAUUGGCAGAAAUGCCCUACAGUGGUCUAAAAGUGAUGCCGGCACUGCACGGCUGCAUUCUCUGCUUUGUCCUCUUGCCCCAUUUACUAAGAACUGGGAAACUCCUCUGCAUGUGUUUCCCACAAAGCAGAGAAAAGAAAGUGAGAAUAUGUCAGGCUGGCUGAAAAUAGUCUGCAGUAUUCUUUUAAAUGCAUAUAUUUAAAAGAAUACUGCAGGCUAUUUUCAGUCCAGCAUAAGAAGCUACAUUUCCCUACAAUUUGGCAAAAGUAAAAUAUGAGGAUUUAGAAUGUUUAUGGUAAACUGAGAAUAGAUAUGUUUUGAGGGAUACUUUGAUCUCCUCAAAGGAUACAAAGUAAAUUAAUUUUUAAAAUAUUAAUUAGGAAAGUGUAAAUUUGACUUUUUAAAGUCUUCAAGUAAUGCAAAUGCUUCCCCAAUAGAACCAAUAAAGAUGGGGAAAUAUACAAAGAAAAGCUGCAAAAAAAUAGAAAAUGAAAAGAUUUCUCCACAGACAUCCUACCAUAGUCAAUAAAACCCAAGGAGGACAUAAGGAAUUUAUAAUUAUAAAUUAUCUCAUCUGCCCCCAGAUGAUUGCUCUGUCAAUCAACUGAAGCUCUCCCCAUUUUAAAGACACUUAUUAACAACAAAUUAUAUGUACAGAUUCUACGUACAGGCAAGAUAGGUAGUACUUGAGAUCAAUACAUACUAAAAGAAGAAUAUUAUAAUUUAGAUAUUGCAAAAUAAAUAAUAAAGAUGUAUAUCAUUUGUCCACCUAUCAUUCAAAAAAAGAAAAAGAAAUAAAUGAUAUCCAUCUUUUUACAAAAUUGUUUUCAUAUAGUUUAUUUCUCUAGAACACACAAAAUACAGAUCAUUACAAUUCUGCAUCCCUUUUCAAGAUUAGAUAAAGGGAGAGUCUCCCCCACACACAACAAAAAAUUCUGAAGAGGUUUUUAGUGGCCGCUAGAAUACUAAAUAAUGUCAGUUUCCAGAGAGGGAUAGGAAAUUUUAGACUCUUGGUCUAACACACACAUGACCUCUAGAGGUACGGAAAAGAACUGAAAUACUGAUUAUUGCUGUGGUAAUUACCAUAUUAACAGUGGCCAUUCACAGAACAUUUGUUUCAUAAUAAAAUAGAUAUCCAUGCUUUGGUGAGCUGAUGAAGACAUGUUUGUAUUAACAUGCCUUGCUUUGAUCAAGCGAUCCUUUUCCAAUUUUUGAAAUAUAAUUCAACAAAAUAAUCACGGGGCACUACAGAGUAUGAUGAGAUAGUCCAAAAUAAAAACAAGAGAGAGAGACUCCCAGAUCAGAAAGCACUCAGAUCAGAUACCUGAGAAGAAUAAGGGACAAGUAUAAUUAGCACUGUCACUAAUGAUGUGACUAGACUGAAGUCGAAAGGAUGUACACAGAGGCGAAAGCAAUAUCUUAUGCAUACACAAUUGGAACAUGAAACACAACAAGUAUGAAUCAAGGUAAACUUGAAACUAUAAAGUAAGACCUUUUUGUUACAGCAGCUCCAACUGGCUGCUGAUCCAUUUCCGGGCACAAUUCAAAGUGAUGGUUUUAACCCAU
Messenger RNA from Pogona vitticeps (central bearded dragon), 2828 nucleotides. RefSeq names its product activation induced cytidine deaminase (gene AICDA). The record is from RefSeq and is a predicted model, not a curated record. NCBI's taxonomy places the organism in Eukaryota, Metazoa, Chordata, Lepidosauria, Squamata, Agamidae. Gene Ontology annotation, biological process: negative regulation of single stranded viral RNA replication via double stranded DNA intermediate; cytidine to uridine editing; defense response to virus. Gene Ontology annotation, cellular component: nucleus; P-body; cytoplasm. Gene Ontology annotation, molecular function: RNA binding; cytidine deaminase activity; zinc ion binding.